AAUAUUUUAAUAAAAAGCAAGUGUGAUUGUCUGACAACGUGUCUUAAAUAUUAAUAUUAAAAAAGUUUUAUUUUAUCUUAUAUUGUUGAUAAUAUAAUUAAUAAUUAUUUAAAAUGGAUUUGGGAGGUGUUGAUGUUUGGGGUCAAAUUGCUUUGGAAACAUCGCAAAUGUAUGUUGAAGAAGGUGGUGUUAUUAAAAGUAGAUUUGCUAGUACUACAAUUGAAAAGCUGCCUGAUAAGGUAAUUCUUAGAAUAUUUAGUUAUUUAUCACACCGUGAAAUAUGCAGAUUAGCAAGAGUUUGUAAAAGAUGGCGACAAAUUGCAUAUGAUACAAAACUUUGGAAUUAUGUUUCUUUACGUCCAGAAGUUAGUGGUCUUCAUGUAAAUUCACUUGAAAUGUUGUUACAGCUAAUAAGUGUACGUUUUGCAUCGUCAUUGAGAUACAUUGAGUUGCCAAUUGAAUUAAUAACUCAUACUGUUCUUCAUGAACUCGCAAAUAAAUGUCCCAAUUUGACUCAUAUGCUUUUAGAUUUUUCGACUGCAAUGCAGUUACAUGAUUUCUCUGAGAUGCAAGCAUUUCCAACAAAGCUAAAAUACAUGUGUAUUUGUUUAUCUGAAGUUAUAUUCAUGGAAGGUUUUAUGCGUAAAAUAUAUAAUUUUAUAAAUGGACUAGAAAUUCUUCAUCUUAUUGGAACAUAUGAAAAAGUUGAAGAAGAAGAAGAAGAAAUUUAUGAAGUUAUUAAUGUACAUAAAUUAAAAUCAGCAACACCGAAUUUACGUGUUAUUAAUUUAUAUGGUAUUAAUUUUGUUGAUGAUUCACAUAUUGAUGCAUUUUCAUCAAAUUGUAUUCAACUUGAAUGUUUAGCUGUUAAUUUUUGUUCAAAAGUAACUGGUUCAACAAUGAAAACUUUAUUUCAAAGAAGUAGAAGACUUCGUUGUCUUUUAAUGAAAGGAACAAAUCUACAUAGUGAAUAUGUGAUGCAAGUUGAAUGGGAAAAAUCAAGUGUUCAAGAAUUAGAUAUAACAGCAACUGAUUUAUCAACAGAAUGUUUAAUUGAUAUGUUAACAAGAAUUCCAAGUUUACGUUUUUUAAGUGCUGGACAAUUAAAUGGUUUAAAUGAUAGUGUAUUAAAAUCAUGGACAGAAAUGGGAAAUCCAAGAAAUUUAGUUGCAUUAGAUUUUGAUAGUUCAGAUAAUUUAACUGAUGAUGCAUUACAUAAAUUUCUAUCACGACAUGGACAUCAAUUAUGGGGUAUAUCAUUAUCCGGUAUGCCUCAUAUAACUGAUCAAUUAUGGCAAAGUGUUUUGCCAAUAUUAACAAAUGCCAAAAUUGUCGUGAUGGGAACACAAGAAAGAUUGGGAGUUAAUAUUCAUGUUGAUCAAUUGAUGGAUGGUAUUGCAACUAAUUGUCCUAAUCUUGAACGAUUAGAAUUACGAUGGGAUCCUGAAAAUCUUAGAUUUUCAGAUAAAAGUCAAAAAGCUAUUGAUGUUCUUCGUGUUAAAUGCAUCAAACUUCGUUGUCUUGUUUUGAGCGAUGGAAGAUAUUACGAAACUGUUAAGGCUAAUUUCGAACGUGCUGAUAGACUAACUGUUGUACGUACAACAACUUGCUGCAGAGUUACAAAUUAUUAUCUUUUACAAAAUUACAGAGACUUAAUAUUUAAUUAAUUUAAAUAAUAGUAAUAAUUAUAAAUUUUUUUUAUUUUAAAUUUAUAUAUUUAAAAAUUUGUGAAAUCAUGUAUUUUAAUGAUCUCCCAGUGCAUAUGCACUCGUUGUUUUUCUUUAAAAUAUGUAGAUCAACGUAAAAUUAUUUUCGGAUUAUGAGGACAAGCUCGGUAUUUCGAAUGCAAUUUAGUUUCUAACUAUAUAAUUUUUCUUGGCAAGCUACUACUUCUUCAACCAAUAAUUAAUAAUUAUUUUGCAAAAUAUAAAAAUUAUUUAAUUUUUUUUAAGUAUUUAUUUAAUUAAAAAAAAACUAUUUUAGAUUAAUUUAAAUAAAAUUAAUAAUUUAGAAUUGAAAAAAAAAUUAAAUUUCUUUUAUUUUUUUUUUCAAUAAAUUUAAUGUAUAAUUCAUAAAUAAUCGUGUCAUUAAGACACAAAGUUCAUGAGUAUUUUUCAAUGUAUUUCAUCGUUUUAAUUUACAUUUAAGAUUUUUAUUCUAUUUAAAAUUUAAAAUUAAAUUCCGAGAAACAGUAAAAAAAUAUAUCCAAGUGGAUUUUUAAAAUUUUUUUCGAUUGAAUUUGAAUUAUCAAAUGUUUUAAUACUUUUUCAUCUUUCAACAUUUAUUUUUUUUUAAAUUAUUAAAUAAACAAUAUAAUAUUUUCAAUAAUAAAGCGAUUUCAAAAAUUAAAAAGCAAAUUUUUAAUAUAAAAAAAAACAAAUUAUCGAGAAAACAUUUCUCUUUGAUAGAAAUAAUAAUUCAGUUUUAAUUAAAACAAUCAAAUUGUCAUUAUAUUUUUGUCUGUAAUUUAAAAAAUAUGAAACAACAUACAAAGUUUUUGAUUAAAUCUUGAAUGUAUAAAUUAUUUCUGGCGUAUAAAGUUCAAAGGACAAAAGAGCUAUGACCAUUGAAAUAUUUGUUAUCAUAUAUAACAAAUCAAAGAGGAAAUGACAGUGUUAAAGUUAAGUAUCAGAUUAUAAA
This is a messenger RNA of Aphidius gifuensis, 2640 nucleotides long. It is a transcript of the gene FipoQ, whose product is annotated as F-box/LRR-repeat protein 2. The transcript has 8 exons. Gene Ontology annotation, molecular function: protein binding. NCBI's taxonomy places the organism in Eukaryota, Metazoa, Arthropoda, Insecta, Hymenoptera, Braconidae. Gene Ontology annotation, cellular component: SCF ubiquitin ligase complex. The record is from RefSeq and is a predicted model, not a curated record. Gene Ontology annotation, biological process: positive regulation of protein ubiquitination; SCF-dependent proteasomal ubiquitin-dependent protein catabolic process. Bases 114 to 1667 code for a protein of 517 amino acids.